AUGGUAAAAGCACUACAAAUGGAUAUUGUAAAAGUAGUUAGCGCAAAUAAGAAAAGUACAUUUUAUAAACCACCAAAAAUUAGUAGCCAUCCACCUAUCGUAGGCAAGUCAAGUGCUAGAAGCAGUGUAACAAAAGUAGGCAAAAGAUCUUCGAGUCGAAGAGAUUCCAGUAAAUGCAGUAGCCGCUCUGUUCAAAAUGUUUUGGAACGAAUUAACUCUCAGAGAAAUUUAACGUGGCAUGAAAUUAUGGGUUCUUAUAUUUUAGCUGAUUUAGGUCUUCAAUUUGAAAUAAACUUUGAUGAUGAAUUAUGGGCUUGUUUCAAGAGCGUGGAACUAUUGGAAACAAUGAAAUUUAUGCUUCCGGAAAAUGUUAGAUUGAUAGCUAUAAAGAAAGAAAAAACUCAAAUUAAUGUCAAUGCAGUAACAUUAAUGAUUAACAAUUACAAUUCGAUUUUAUAUAAAUUGACCAACGCUCAGAUGCAUCUUUUAAAAGAAAAAAUGCGAGAAAUAGAAUUAAAUAUCCAACCAGGCUUAAUGAGAAUAAAAUGGUCUUCGUUGGGAAUCACUGAGUAUGCUAACGCGAAUUUGAUUUUAAUAAAUAAUUUAAAAACUUUAGUUUUACAAGUAAAACAUGUAGAAAACGACUUAUUGAAGAGAAUUAAGCAGUUAACCAAAAUGAAUUUAUUUGAUUUUUACCAGUUACCAGAGGAACUUGAUCGUCCAUUUUGUAAAGAUUUCUUUACUACGAUGUAUGAUAAACGCACAGAAACAAUGUCAAAAUUAAUGAACAUAUACGAUUCGUUUACACCUAUUCUCAUAAAGCUAGAAACCAUGGUAUUAAAUACAAAUAGUGGACGUUCACCGGUCAUGGAACCAUAUUAUAGUUAUUGGGAAGAGAAAUUGUACAAAUGUUUGAUAACAAUGACCAUAAGAAAUCUGGAUAGCUUUAACGCAAAGUUAGAAACGAAGGAGGGGUGGUCCGAUUUGGAACCACAGACUGUUUAUGUACUUGAAGUGAAAGAAAUGUUGGAUUGUAUCAAUAAAGGACCAUUUAUUUUAAAAACAAUUCAAUCUAGCUAUGGAAAAAGUAAUACGUACGUCACAAAUCACAACUACCGGUUCAAUAUACAGGGUGGUGAAUCGUCAAACGGGCCAUAG
Molecule: messenger RNA, 1158 nt
Organism: Diabrotica balteata
Lineage: Eukaryota; Metazoa; Arthropoda; Insecta; Coleoptera; Chrysomelidae
Source: the annotation of a GenBank genome assembly